Molecule: messenger RNA, 1120 nt
Organism: Arabidopsis thaliana (thale cress)
Lineage: Eukaryota; Viridiplantae; Streptophyta; Magnoliopsida; Brassicales; Brassicaceae
Gene: LEP
Product: Integrase-type DNA-binding superfamily protein
Exons: 1
Coding region: 163-798 (211 amino acids)
Biological process (GO): regulation of DNA-templated transcription
Cellular component (GO): nucleus
Molecular function (GO): DNA binding; DNA-binding transcription factor activity
Source: RefSeq, marked reviewed
GAAAAAGGAAAGGUAUAGCUCUUAUAUAAAAGGGUUGUGGUAAGGGAUACUUUUCCAAGACCAACACACAUUCCCUCUCUUCCUUCAACUAGAAAAAAGAUAGAUAUAUCGGACAUUUAUUGAUCUGUGUAUGCAUAAAGGUAUAGUAUCAUUAUUAGAAAGAUGAACACAACAUCAUCAAAGAGCAAGAAGAAGCAAGACGAUCAGGUUGGUACAAGGUUUCUUGGGGUGAGAAGAAGGCCUUGGGGAAGAUACGCAGCUGAGAUUAGAGACCCAACUACGAAGGAGCGUCACUGGCUUGGCACUUUCGAUACGGCGGAAGAAGCUGCCUUGGCCUACGAUAGAGCUGCUCGGUCCAUGCGUGGCACACGUGCCAGAACCAACUUUGUUUACUCAGACAUGCCUCCUUCCUCAUCCGUCACCUCCAUUGUUUCUCCUGACGAUCCUCCUCCUCCUCCACCUCCUCCUGCUCCUCCUAGCAAUGAUCCUGUCGAUUACAUGAUGAUGUUUAACCAAUACUCAUCCACUGACUCGCCAAUGCUUCAGCCUCAUUGUGAUCAAGUGGACAGUUACAUGUUUGGUGGCUCUCAAUCUUCGAAUUCUUAUUGCUAUUCUAAUGACAGUAGUAAUGAGCUGCCUCCUCUCCCGAGCGACUUGUCGAAUUCGUGUUAUAGCCAACCACAGUGGACCUGGACCGGUGACGACUACUCGUCUGAGUACGUACAUAGUCCAAUGUUCAGCAGAAUGCCUCCGGUUUCUGACUCUUUCCCUCAAGGUUUCAACUACUUUGGCUCCUAAUUCUUUCUCAUCGUCCAUAUUUAAUACCUUCCUCAUUUGUACCUUUUCCUUCUUCUUCUUUUUUGGGUUUAUCUAUGUUUCGCCGUCCUUGAUCUCUGCCUAUGUGAUCAAAGUGACUGUUUGUCAUUAGUUUUUCAAUAACAAGUUAUCAUUUGUAUCUUGAUUAAUGAAAACAAGAAACUGCUCUUGUGUUACUUUCAAAUACAUAUUUAAUAUAUAUGGGCCUUGGACAUCAAAAGCCCAUUAUUCGAUGGGUUAUUAGUUGGCAUGACAUACUUUGUAUAGCCCAAACCUCUGUGUGUUUUUCUUAUGGUUGAACGAG